AUGGAUUGGGUUCAAUGCAACAACUGUGGAUCCAAGCCUAACCCCGUAAAGGUGUAUCUGACAGCGUGUUUUCAUAUCCUUUGCCAGAGCUGUGUAGAAAAAGCCAAAGAUGCUCAAUGUCAUGUGUGUAAAAAACCACUUCAAACGGACGAGAUUUGCAAAACCUUACGCCCAGAUCUGAUGGAAUUGUUCAAAGAUCCUCGGCAACUCGCAGCAGACCUAGUAAAUGAGUUAAAACAAAUCGCAACAUUUCAAGCAAAACAGAGAGAAAUUUAUAUGAAGUUCAAAAAUAUUGAGAUAAAAAAAGAAAAUGAAAAGUUCAAGGUGAUGCGGACCAAACAGUUAAAAAUGGAGCAAGAAGUGGAGAAACGGAAAAAGGCGUUCGGAGAGAAUAACGCAGUAUUGAAAGCAGCAAAGGAAGAGAAAAAGAGAUUGACUUUGAGGUUAACCCAGUUACGGUCUGAAAUGCCGAAUCCGCAAUUGCAAGCAGUUCACUCUAAGACUCGAACAGAACCACUCGUCUCAAAAUCGGCACGAGUAGCCCCUCCACUUGCGAAUCGUAGAAGAAGUCAUGAAUUUCCUAUGAACAUACUGGAUCAAUCAACAUCAAAGAUUGCUACGAGUACCCCAAUUUGUAAUAUCGAUCAUAACCGACGUGACUAUAUGACAAGAAUGUUCGGUAACGGACUUGAACAUCCUUCCCCUAUUCCCCGACAAUGA
This is a messenger RNA of Caenorhabditis briggsae, 720 nucleotides long. The transcript is spliced from 5 exons. The record is from RefSeq and is a predicted model, not a curated record. Gene Ontology annotation, cellular component: synaptonemal complex. Gene Ontology annotation, molecular function: SUMO transferase activity. Gene Ontology annotation, biological process: homologous chromosome pairing at meiosis; protein sumoylation; reciprocal meiotic recombination. Lineage: Eukaryota; Metazoa; Nematoda; Chromadorea; Rhabditida; Rhabditidae. The coding region runs from base 1 to 720 and encodes 239 amino acids.